CGAGUAUGUGAGUCGCAAGGGGAGCUCACAGGGGCCCAGCCCGAAGCCCAGCCUUGCUAACCUGCCGGCGCCAGUCCGCUACCGGGUCCGACACAGGUGAGUCGUGGGAAGGCUGGGUGUGUGUGCAUCUGCUGCCGCUCGCGGGCUGAUGUGUUGGACUCGAGGGCGGUCAUCGUCGACCUCGACGCCCGAGCGUGAGAAUGGCCGUCCCCACACCCGCUCCCGCCGGCAGCGCCCAAGGCGCCGGCUCGCACGCCACGACUCCCAUACCUCGGGCCGGACAUCUCGCCUGCGCCCAGCGCGCAGCUCUUCUGCAGGUCGCCACAAAUGCUGCUCCUGCCAGGGGCUGCGAGAGAGAAGGAAAGAAGGGCAGUUUCCCCCACGGCGCAACCGGACAGCCCGGACAUCCUGCGGCCGGCAUCCGGGGAGCAAUCAAGUUGGUGCGGCGCGCGAAUGCGACGCAGGAUAUGUCCGAGGGAGCUGUGCUGCGCGCGCUUCGGCGCCGCCUCUUACGCGGCCGUGCGGCCCUUUCGCAGCCACGCCGCUCCGUUCCUGCGCAGGGUGCAUGAGGAGAGGAGCGGCGGGCGCGCGGGCCUCGCUGUCAGUGUCAGCUGCUGCCACGCGUCGCGACGCGGGCGCCGGCGCCGCUGCCGUGUCCUCCACGGCCUGCAGUCGCAAGCCACAUCUGCGCGUCCCGCAGCACGCAGCGUGCAGCACCAUGCGCAGCGGCGGCGGCCACCUGCUCGGCUCAGCGAGCGCCUCGGCGUCGGCCUCCGUCCCGGGCUGCCUUCAUGUCGAGCGGUGCCCAGGACGGCAACCCAGCGCCCUUCGAUGUCACGCAGCUGCUGUCCGUGCACAGACUGCAGCCGUUUCGAGCGCCGGCGAGUCAAGCCUUGCGCUUCCCCCGGUCCCGGCGUCGGGAAGUAAAAUCUGUCCGCAGCCCAGCGCUCGGCUCCGUCUGUGGUGCCAGACCCCGAUGAGCGGCAGCUCGCCGUCUGCUGCCGCCCUGCCGCUCUGCCAUGGACGAGCACGCACUUGCGGUUGCCGACGGGAAAAGUGCGACACGGCAGCGGCGGACAUGCGACCGCGUCCCGCCUGCGGCUGAGUCCGCUGUCGAGCAGCAGCACCGCGACAGCCACGACGUUGCCCCUUGCCUGUCAUCGAGGGCGCAGGCAUCGUCGGCGAUACU
Tilletiopsis washingtonensis is the source of this 1189-nucleotide messenger RNA. RefSeq lists its product as hypothetical. The coding region runs from base 149 to 1105 and encodes 318 amino acids. NCBI's taxonomy places the organism in Eukaryota, Fungi, Basidiomycota, Exobasidiomycetes, Entylomatales. The transcript has a single exon. The record is from RefSeq and is a predicted model, not a curated record.